Penicillium mononematosum is the source of this 3954-nucleotide messenger RNA. RefSeq lists its product as uncharacterized. The record is from RefSeq and is a predicted model, not a curated record. Gene Ontology annotation, cellular component: membrane. Bases 1 to 3954 code for a protein of 1317 amino acids. The transcript has 20 exons. Gene Ontology annotation, biological process: intracellular calcium ion homeostasis. Gene Ontology annotation, molecular function: P-type ion transporter activity; ATP hydrolysis activity; ATPase-coupled monoatomic cation transmembrane transporter activity. NCBI's taxonomy places the organism in Eukaryota, Fungi, Ascomycota, Eurotiomycetes, Eurotiales, Aspergillaceae.
AUGGGAAGCCGUCCGCAGUCUCCCUCGGGGACUGGUCCCGUGGACCUCUCUAUGCCUCGAAAUAGACUGCGACGCGAUUCCAUGAGAAGCAGUAUGAGCGUCGUGUCGGAUGUGGAGAUGGCCCGUAAUGAGGUCUUCGAUGGCCCCAUAUCGGAGAGCAUUCCUUCUAGCGUCGUUUCGUUCGCGCACCGCCGUGAUCGAGCAGGCUCUACGGUGAGCUUUACAUACUUCCAGGACGAGGAAGACUUUGCAGAAUGGUCGAACGAAGAUGAAGAUGUAGUGGAUGAGGAAGGCGAGGUUGAUGAAGAAUCUCUACAUGGGAUCAGGGACGCAGAUCUUGAGUCAGCCCGGGGAUCCUUUGUGUCUAAGCGGAUGUCUACCUCGCGCGACUCGAUUGAACAUCCACUUCUUUCUCGCUACCUGUCCGCCAGCUCGUAUGGCCGAGACCGACGAUCUGGCAGUCGGCUGAAUCAAAAAGUCUAUAUUGCGUCGGAGGAUUUGACGGCUGUCUUUGCUGGCUUUUCCACGAGUUCGGGAGGGUUUGCUGUCUAUAUUGCCCUUUGCAUCUUGACUGGUGGAUUUGCCUGGCUCCUCUUCCGAUGGCUGCCACGAUGGCGGGUAAAGUUGAUUGGGAAGGCAACCCCGAUAGGUAAAUGCCAGUGGGUGGCCAUCGAGGACCAAUGGAACCAAUUCACCAUCCACGAAGUUGACAGCCAAAUCUAUGGACGUCCGCUUUCCACGGUCUUCGCUGACUCGCUAAGUCACGGCUACGAUGAGGAUAAUGACCCGAAUAUUGCCUCUCUACGCUUCAUUGACUAUCGAUAUCUGAAAUUCUUCUAUCAUCCAAUCGAGGACAAAUUUUCUUUGAUAAAUGGCUGGAAAGAUCCCUCGUGGACUAAUGCCAAGGUUAUGCGAAGUGGAUUGGAUGCCGACGAACGAGACAGCAGGGAACAGAUAUUUGGAAGUAACGCCAUCGAAAUUGAGCAAAAGACAAUCCCUCAGCUUCUCGUCGACGAGGCCUUUCAUCCUUUCUAUAUCUUCCAAAUUGCCAGUCUCGUUCUGUGGUCCAUGGAUGAGUAUUACUACUACGCCGUCUGUAUCUUUCUUAUAUCAUUUUUCAGCAUAGCAACGACUGUGCUAGAGACGAAAUCAACAAUGAGUCGGCUCAGGGAGAUAUCUCUCUUCGAGUGUGAUGUUCGUGUUUUAAGAAAUGGAUUCUGGCGGUCUGUUUCCUCACAAGAGCUGGUUCCUGGCGAUGUGUAUGAAUUCUCCGACCCAUCGCUUCACCAGGUCCCGUGUGACUGCAUCUUGUUAUCAGGGGACAGCAUUGUGAAUGAGAGCAUGCUCACCGGUGAAUCCGUUCCCGUGUCUAAGACACCACUCACUGAUGACGCCCUCAAAUACCUCGACCUCAGUACCCCUUCUAUCCACCCCCACGUUGCUAAGCACUUCCUUUUCAGCGGAACAAAAGUAAUCCGGGCUAGACGACCCCAGAAUGUUGAUGAAGAUGAAGCAGUAGCAUUGGCAGUCGUUAUGAGAACCGGCUUUUUGACAACCAAGGGGGCUCUAGUUCGAUCGAUGCUUUUCCCAAAGCCUUCUGGAUUCAAAUUCUAUCGAGACUCGUUCCGCUACAUCGCCGUGAUGGCGAUUGUCGCCCUUCUCGGAUUCGUUGCUUCGUUCAUUAACUUCGUUCGAUUGGGUCUUGCUUGGCAUCUGAUUAUAAUCCGAGCCCUCGAUUUGAUCACGAUUGUUGUACCGCCAGCUCUCCCAGCCACACUUACUAUCGGAACCAAUUUUGCGCUUUCGAGACUGAAAAAACAGAACAUAUUCUGUAUCAGCCCACAGAAGGUCAAUGUGGGAGGAAAGCUGGACAUUGUUUGUUUCGAUAAAACAGGAACCCUCACAGAAGAUGGGCUGGAUGUGCUAGGAGCCCGUAUAGUUACCCGUGGCAAAAGGUUUUCAGAGUUGCUCUCUGAGACGUCUGACGGGUUUCUUUGCCCUUCCCAAAAUGCCAACUCCGAAUGCGAUAUCGAAAAGCAAAGGAACAUCAUGUACGCCAUGGCUACAUGCCAUUCCCUCAGGGUAGUGGACGAUGAGCUGUUGGGAGAUCCUCUCGAUGUGAAGAUGUUCCAGUUCACCAACUGGAGGUUUGAGGAGGGAGGGAAUCAUGUUUCCGACCAGACAAACCCCAAAUACGACACUAUAGCGCCGUCAGUUGCAAAGCCCCCUCAACGACAGACCGGUGACGAACAGGAUGUAAAUGACUCUCUCGAGCUUGGAGUGCUGCGGAGUUUCGAAUUUGUCUCCAAUCUUCGCCGCGCAAGUGUCAUCAUCAGGAAGUUUGGUGACAAUGGAGCAAGUUUCUUUGUCAAGGGUGCCCCGGAAAGCAUCAAGGACAUAUGUAUUCCUGGAACACUUCCUUCGGACUAUGAAGACCUCCUGAACUACUACACCCACAAAGGAUACCGUGUGAUUGCAUGCGCUUCCAAAUACGAACGAAAGUUGAGCUGGAUGAAAGCCCAAAAAAUGACGCGGACGGACGCCGAAUCCGACCUGGAAUUCCUGGGCUUCAUUAUAUUCGAGAACAAGUUGAAACCCAGUACUGCCGGUGUGAUUUCCGAGUUGAACGAGGCGGGCAUCCGCAAUGUAAUGUGCACCGGUGAUAACAUCUUGACUGCCAUCAGCGUUGCUCGUGAAUGCAACAUGCUUGGACGUGAUGAACUAUGUUUCAUUCCGCACUUUAUUGAAGAACCUGGUCUUUCAUCCAAGAUUUCUCUCACAUGGGAAUGUGUGGACAAUCCCGACCUCCAGUUGGAUCCAAGAACACUCUUGCCUAUGAACGACGCGGAGGUCGACCUGUCAAUUCCAGGAAACGUUCUCACCGAGCGUGAAUACUCUGUCGCUGUCACGGGUGAUGCCUUUAGGUGGUUGGUUGACUUCGGGAAUGAAGAUGUACUCAAAAAGGUGCUCGUAUGCGGCAAAGUGUUUGCUCGUAUGUCCCCAGACGAGAAGCACGAACUGGUUGAGAAGCUUCAAUCUAUCGAUUAUUGCUGUGGCUUUUGCGGCGACGGUGCCAAUGAUUGUGGCGCUCUGAAGGCUGCUGAUGUUGGUAUCUCAUUGUCGGACGCCGAGGCGUCCGUUGCCGCGCCCUUUACUAGUCGCCUGUUCGAAAUCUCCUGUGUUCCGACGGUGAUCAAGGAGGGUCGAGCUGCUCUAGUGACAAGCUUCUCCUGUUUCAAGUUCAUGAGUCUUUAUUCCGCCAUUCAGUUCUCCUCGGUCAGUUUCCUGUACACGUCGGGGUCAAAUCUUGGUGAUUUCCAGUUCCUUUUUAUCGACCUUGUGCUCAUUAUGCCCAUUGCAGUCUUCAUGGGUUGGGCUGAUCCUGCUCCCACGCUGUCUCGGAAACGGCCAACUGCAGAUCUUGUCUCGCGUAAGGUAUUGACACCUUUACUCGGGCAGAUCUUGUUAGUUGUGCUGUCACAGCUUGCAGUCUUCCGGACUGUUCAAUUACAGCCGUGGUUCUUGCCGCCACAACUGGACCUGGAAAAGAGCAACAUCGUCAACUCGGAGAAUACGGCCUUGUUCUUGUUUUCUUGUUUCCAGUACAUCUUCAUCAGUAUUGUUCUGAGCGCGGGUCCGCCAUUCCGGAAACCAAUGACCCAGAAUGGGCCGUAUUUAUUCACGAUCAUCGUCAACACCCUGAUCUCGGGCUAUAUGCUCUUUAGACCAUCCAACUGGGUAUCGGAGGUGAUGCAACUGACUUAUAUGUCUGAUGUUUUCAGAUGCUGGCUACUCGCGCUAGCAUUCGGUAUCUUCGUUCUGUCCUGGACAGCAGAGAAGAACAUAUUCCCACGUGUGGCACAGAUGCUUGGACACGCUCGUGCCCGCUUGCAGCCAAACUACCGCAAAAAGCGCAAGAUGUACAAAGUGUUGUUGGAGGCACUGCGCCUAUGA